Drosophila ficusphila is the source of this 662-nucleotide messenger RNA. RefSeq lists its product as uncharacterized. Lineage: Eukaryota; Metazoa; Arthropoda; Insecta; Diptera; Drosophilidae. The transcript is spliced from 3 exons. The record is from RefSeq and is a predicted model, not a curated record. Bases 152 to 625 code for a protein of 157 amino acids.
AAAUUUCAAAAAAUAUAAAGGAAACACAAGCGUCUGCAGCAUGUAAAGAACAUUAUAAAAAUAUGGCUAAAGAUUUAAUAGCAGGCUUGGUGAAAAUACUUCAAAUACCCAAUCAGUCAUUCAAUCAACAACUACAAAUAUUGACUCAAAAAUGUUUAUACAACAUUGCGAUCAAGAUACGUUUGAUCGAAUAGUUAAUCAGAUAAACUCAUCUCCAAAUUCAACCUAUAAACUGGUUUUUGACUCGCCAGAGGAUCCAUGUUCCAUUGUACUCAAGAACAUCCUAAAUGUCUAUCAUGGAAGUCCCCCCAAUAAAAAUAGUGAAGUUAAGGAACUCAUUCGAAAGAUAAAUACGGCAAUUGAACAGAAAUGGAGUACAGAAAGAAAGGCAAAAUUACUUAAGGAGUUUCUGGAAUAUACUAAAUUAAGUAAAUACCUCAAUCACAUUUUGUUGGGAAAGAUAGACGAAUGUGACAUGCGACUCGCAACAGUUAAAAGUAGAAAGUGUUGGAACUACUAUACAAAACUUAAAGUAAUGUUCAACAGAGCACUGAAUGAGGCGAAUGUUAGAAAGCAGUAUUUAAUAGGAAAUAUAUCAAUGAUGUGUAGUGAAAAUGCUGUGUAAACAGAUGAUUUAUAAAUGUGGAACAAAUAAAGUUGCU